Chelonoidis abingdonii (Abingdon island giant tortoise) is the source of this 5984-nucleotide messenger RNA. It is a transcript of the gene BCAT1, whose product is annotated as branched chain amino acid transaminase 1. Lineage: Eukaryota; Metazoa; Chordata; Testudines; Testudinidae. The record is from RefSeq and is a predicted model, not a curated record. Gene Ontology annotation, cellular component: mitochondrion. Gene Ontology annotation, molecular function: branched-chain-amino-acid:2-oxoglutarate transaminase activity. Gene Ontology annotation, biological process: L-leucine biosynthetic process; L-valine biosynthetic process.
AGCAGCGGCAGCAGGGAGACUAUCAGUUCCUUCUCACAGCUGCAACGUGUCCCAGCAGGGAGGCGUUGCACAAGGAGAGACAGAUAGUCUGUAGGCGCUUAGUCCUGCUCGCUGGCCGAAGGGAGCAGGGCCGCGGAGAAAGCUCUUCUUGCCUCAUCUGGAAAUUAUCCUCUUGUACGGCAUGAUGAAGGGCUGUCAGAAUGAGUGCCCAGCUGGAGGAUGUACAGGGGGAGCCACAAAGGAAGUGACUGAAUCUUUCAAGGCUGCAGACUUAAUUAUUAACCCAGCUACCACUUUCAAGGAAAAACCAGACCCCAGUGGCUUGGUAUUCGGAACUGUUUUCACAGACAACAUGCUGACAGUCCAAUGGUCUUUGACUUCAGGAUGGGAGAAACCUUAUAUUAGGCCUCUUGAGAACCUUUCAUUACAUCCAGCUUCAUCAUCUUUCCACUAUGCUUUGGAACCAAGAGGAGAGACAGAGGAGAAUCUGGUCCCAAUGGUGUGGCUCAAUGAAUACACACUGUUUGAAGGAUUGAAGGCUUAUCGAGGAGUGGAUGGUAAAAUCCGCCUGUUCCGUCCAACGCUCAACAUGGACAGGAUGAUGCGGUCAGCGGCACGAGCAACACUGCCAUGUUUUGACAAGGAGGAGCUAUUAGAAUGCAUCCGGAAGCUUGUGGAAGUGGAAAAAGAGUGGGUCCCGUACUCUACAUCUGCAAGCCUGUAUAUCCGCCCUACUUUAAUCGGAACAGAGCCUUCUCUUGGAAUCAAGAAGCCAACUAAAGCCCUGCUGUAUGUUAUACUGAGUCCUGUGGGCCCAUACUUUGAAAGCGGAAGCUUUAAUCCAAUAUCCUUAUGGGCAGAUCCCAAAUAUGUAAGAGCCUGGAAAGGAGGAACGGGGGACUGCAAAUUGGGAGGGAAUUAUGGUUCUUCCGUCUAUGCCCAGCAUGAAGCUAUGGAAUUAGGAUGUCAGCAGGUUCUGUGGCUGUAUGGAGAGGAUCAUCAAAUCACUGAAGUCGGAACAAUGAAUCUUUUCCUGUACUGGGAAAAUGAAGAUGGAGAAGAGGAACUGGCAACCCCACCACUAGAUGGCAUCAUUCUUCCUGGAGUGACGAGGCAGAGCAUCUUGGAGCUGGCACGCAAGUGGGGAGAAUUUAAAGUAUCUGAGCGGUAUAUUACCAUGAGUGAUCUGACAGCUGCCUUGGAGGAAAACAGAGUCAAGGAGAUGUUUGGUGCUGGGACAGCUUGUGUUGUAUGCCCUAUUUCUAAAAUAUUAUACAAAGGCAAGAAUUUGCAUAUUCCAACUAUGGAGAAUGGACCUCAGUUAGCAACCCGCUUCCUGAAUCAGCUGACUGAUAUCCAAUAUGGAAGAGAAGACAGCGAAUGGACUUUCCUGGUGUCAUGAAUGCAGAGUGGCAGGGAUCAGACCUUCUAUACACUACCCGACAGGCCAAACCGUUACACCAGAACAAUUGCUGAUUUUUCUAUAGCUACCUGUUUAGAGCUGUGCGUAGGGUACUCAGUGUUCUCCUUUUCCUCCCCAGGGUGAUUGUUUCCACAUUCCAGGGAAUGUGAACACAAUCAUUAUGAUUUCUACCAUAGUCUUGUGAAUAGAAGCCUAUCUUCUUGUUAGAGAUGCUAGAUGUAAGCAAUAGAACUGUCCCAACAGUUUUCUUGAUGCCUCCUUGUGUCUUAUGUACAGUCCAAAAACUUGUCAAAUACUCUUCAACUGGUCUUCAGUGUAAGCCAUGGUGUUUUUCCAACUGCCACCACUACUGGAGAAGACUGCCAUAUAAAACAGUUGCCCAUUAUUUAAGGGAACAGUUACUAUCCCUUAGUCCUAUUUCAUUUGCAUCCUCAGGCAAUGGAUUAUGUUUUUCUCUGUUACUCCACUUAUGUGGGAGAUUCCUCUCUGCAUUCCCAGAGCCCUGAGAAGCCCGUUUUUAAUUCUGCCAACAUCGUACCCUCACCUUUUAGGCCCCAUGUCAUAGCAACCAUGCCUUUAGAAUGAGGAUGAAUUGGUGGGAAAUACCUUCAGAAACCGGCAACACCACUCCUAAAUCAGCUUACAAGAACUUACAAGACACAAAGUGAUCUUUCCCCACCCAAGGCUUUACAGUGCUCCCAGCCCUGGCUGGCCCACUUGUUUCUUAAUACGAGCUUUCUAUUUUCUGAAGAGACCAAGGCUUUCCAGUAUGGGUUCUCCUAUAUCUUCCCCUGCUUGCCAGUGGAAAAGUGCUCAGUGCAGGAGAACAGAGGGAUUUCAUUCACUUCUUGUCAUUCUGCACUACCAUGUUCCCUUACCUCUUCAUACACCAGUAGACUCGUGAUACACUCUUGUUGCCAAGAUACAGAACUGUUAGCUCGCAAUUAGGGAAAUUAAUAACUUCUGCAAAUUUUCUUUAACCUUUAAAUAUGCUACCAUCCAUAUAAGCUUUCUCAUCUAUGUGCACGCUUUUCUCAACUAGUUUUAAGAUGUCUCCUGCCAAAAAGGAACUACAGUAUUCAGUAGUAAUACUCCAAAAUGCUAGGGGCCUGAUUCUUCUGUUACUCUGGCAUAGAACUUAUGUAACUUCAUAGCUGUCAAUGGAAUUAUACCUGCAUAAAAUCAGUUUAACAGAAUGGAGCCUCAGACCAUACAUUUUAAACUAGCCAUACAGCAGUAUUUUGGGAACUAACUAGUAUUUUUUUAAUAAGGGGGGAAGAGUUUCUCUCCCACACAUUCUAACUGACCCCACCUAUAACUGGCAGUUGCUAACACAAUGUAAAACAUACUUAAGCGUCAUCUCUAAUGGGCAGCCCCCUGUCUUAAGCCACCACUUAAAAUUAUCCACAGGGCUUUCUUGUACAGUAUUUGGUCAAACAUUAACCCUCAGUCUCUACUAGGCCACCAUUUUCUGCUGGUCCCAUGAGUGGUGGGUUAGACAGAUCUUGCUGCAGUCUGUUCUGAUACCUUACUGAAGAACAGUUGAAGGUUAUCAGUGACAAUCAUUCAGAGUGAGUUGUUGGACAGUGUUCUAUUUAGAAUAUACCUACAAGCACAAAGUGCUGUUUCAUUUAUGGUAGCAGUAGUACUGUGAAUUUCUUCUACUCACAAUUUAAAUCUGUACUGUGCUCUGGUCUCUGUUCAGUUUCUUGCGAUGUAUCAUGGGCCACUGGUAGUUUGUUUAUUAAUAUUCGUCUACUGGAAAAAUUAACGUGGGGGAUACAUCGAGAUAUGAUGUGGGGUAGAGGCGUUUUUCCAACAAGGCAAGUACCACAACUGAAGAGUGCCUUUGACUAGAGUGUGUCAUAGAGCUCAUACCAGGUUACGUCAUGAAUGAGACUAAAUGGCUUCCUGUUACUGAACCGUAACCUGAUCCCUCACGUUUAGCUUAGAUAAUUGUCUUUUGACAGCAAAAGUCUAGGUGGUUCGGUUUGACUGAGGUGCCUGGGGAAUUGGAUGUGCAACUCCCAUACUUGAGAUAUCAGUAGUAUUAACAGAAGUUGCACAUCAAAUUCCCCCUGGAUAAUACUGACAGUAAACUACUCACAAGUCAGAAUGAAGACAUGAAUACCAGUUACAAUGAUUGAUUUCAAGUGGUUGACGUUUUAGAGUCUUAAAUCGGACUGCAAUAAUUUUAAGUGGGGCUCGACAUUGGCCUGUAGUAGUUGUAGUCUACACUGACUUUUGGGGAGACCUGAGUUAGACCUCCUGUCUUCUCUUCACCUCUUGUACUGCUGGAGACCUCAAAAGUGCAAGGGCUAACAGAGGACAAAAUUGGAAGGUCCACAAAAAUAUGAGCUGUUUCCUAGAGAAAAAGUGAAACCAUGUAGAGCACUCCCAGUCAGCUAGUGUCACCUCUGUGAAUACUUUUGCUCCCUCUUGGUAAAUUCAAACAGCCUUGAUUAUUUUCAUUCAGGCUCUGGGUGAAUAGGUUCCAGGUUUUAAACAUUAUAUACUAAAUAAACCAGCAGAGUAUUUUGAUCUUUCAUGACAAGCCUGUGUGGAAAUACAUAGCCUGCAUUCUGCAUCUGUAUUAUUUUAUCCUUUUAUCAUAAAAUUCCAAGAAAUAACAUUUGUAAAUAACAGUGAGCACUUGAGAGAUACUGUGUUCUCCUUAUUUUAGCCCAUAUAGUUUAGGAAGGAAUUGUGCUAUUCCCUGAGCUGAUAGACUGUAAAAGAACAUCUGUGCAUCUCUUUUCCAUGUGUGCUAUUUGUUUAAUUGUAGCAGAUUAACAUAGAAAGGCUAUGGUACAUCAUAACUAGGCAAUUAUCCAUUCUUCAUCACUUAGUUGUGGUUAUACUAAUUGAUCAUUUAAGAAAUAAGAUAGUCUAACAUUAGGAACAUUUGAGGCUGUUCAGAAAAGAUCAACAAAUUAAUAAUUAUGUGAUAUUUGCAUAAUUGGCUGCAAUUAUUUAAUGUUUAAUUGGGUUGAUCAAAUGCGAUUCAGCCUCUCACAUGUGGAUGCUUGACAAACAGUGGUACUUUAAAAUGAUAAUGAUGAACUAUAAUUUUUGCAAGUUCUUUCUUUCCCCACACUUCAUUCUUUGAUUAUUAUUUUCAGCCUUGAGCAUGCUCCUAAUUUUCCGUUUAGUUUCAGCUAGUCAUCUGUUGGAAAGAAGUCCUUAAAAUGAAAUCUCAUUUCAGAGGUCCACAAAAACUAGUGUUUCAUACAAACCUUGAUGAUGCAGGAGUUGUGGAAUUAGCAGCUGUCACUGUAUUGCCAGAUUCAUAAUAGCAGUUCAGGGCAAAUUCACCCAGGGGUAACAAUGAUUUAUUCUGGUGAGAACUCUGGCAAAGGAUCCUCAGGGUAGAAAGUCCAUCCAGAGGAGGUUGUGGCAGCACAAAGCAAAUGUAAUUUCCUUGACAGGAGAGCUAGGAGGGCAGCAAGGACCAAAAAAUGGGAGAUGCUGGCCAGGGAAUAUGGCCACGGGAUGUUCUGACUCAAUAUAGUCUUCAACAGUGUCCAUGAGAAGGAUUCGCAGAAAACCCCAGCCAUAAGCUAAGUCUGCCCAUGUCCCCUAGGAGAAAUCCCCGAGGGACUGCAGUGGUAAUGCUACCUGCCCUUUUUCUGGAUGAAUCACCACUGGAGUGCUGGGAGAUAUAAUUGACCCUUCCCUGCCUAAGUGCUGGUGAUUCUCUUGUCCUUAUUUUAUAUUACACCUGGAGAAUGAUAAUCUGAAAAAUAGGGCAUUUGAAAGGUAAAGGUUCAGUAUGUGCUUGUGGGAAUGAACACACAAGAGAAUGUAUCUACACUCAAGUUAGAGGUAUGAUUCUCAGCUUGAGGAGACAUACCCACGCUCACGCUGAUAGAGCUAGCAUGCUAAAAAUAGAGAGUACGCCAGUGUGAGCAGCAGGAGGGGCUAGCCAUCCAAACAUGCCUAGGGUCUCGGAAGGGAUCGUACACAGGGAAGCUAGCUCCUUAAACUACUUCAGCUACACUUCUAUUUUUAGCAUUCUAGCUCAGUCAGAAUUAGCGUGGGUAUGUCUCGUUGAGCUGGGAGUCGCAUCUUCAGCUUGAUGUGUAGACAUACCAGUAUGUGAAUCACCCCUCAUGUCCAAGCGACUAGCAGUGGGCAAGGCAGAAGGGGUGAGAGUUGAGAGCUAUUUAACAGAUCCAUCACCAGGGGAAGGAGAGGAGGAACUCUUGUCCAGUGUUAUCUAUAGAGCAAACUGUCAUCUCCUCAAAUCACGUAGCCCCUUUAUUUUGCUUCAGUAUGUUACAAUGCAACGUCAUAGAGCAAAUGUUGCAAUGUCCUGUCAGAGCAUGGCACAGCGAUUGAUCUUCCAAGCCUUGCUCAGACUCCUUUUACCUCUUUAGGAACCUGCAUAUGGUGCACAGAGUAGACAGGCCCAGUAAUGAGGGGAAAGCAGCAUACAGGUGGGUACACUUGUAUCACCGUGUAGGUCUAUGCUGCAAUAAAACAAUUACAGCAAGUGUCAGAGCUGGGGUCAACUGACUCAGGCUUGUGCUCCAGGGCUAAAAAUAGCAGUGCAGAUGAU